Xenia sp. Carnegie-2017 is the source of this 986-nucleotide messenger RNA. Its product is annotated as nucleic acid dioxygenase ALKBH1-like. Gene Ontology annotation, cellular component: nucleus; cytoplasm. Gene Ontology annotation, biological process: oxidative RNA demethylation. The coding region runs from base 1 to 972 and encodes 323 amino acids. Gene Ontology annotation, molecular function: oxidative RNA demethylase activity; broad specificity oxidative DNA demethylase activity; ferrous iron binding. Lineage: Eukaryota; Metazoa; Cnidaria; Anthozoa; Malacalcyonacea; Xeniidae. The record is from RefSeq and is a predicted model, not a curated record. The transcript has 7 exons.
AUGGCGGACGACUUUCCUAAAUUUCGUCUGGAAUUUAAACGCUACAAACGGCGAAAUCCCCCACCAGAUUUUUCAGACGUGAUUGAUUUUGAUCGCAAAGAUUCGUGGAGAGGACGGGUGAAAAAAUGCAGCUGCCCUUUUGAGGAAGUUGAUGAUUUAAACAUCAGAGAACUGGGGUUGAGUGAAAUUAAAACAUGGAAGUGUCACAAGAUCCUUGGUCAUGAUGGAUUUCUAGUAAUCGUAAAUCCAUUCACUAGCAGUGGUCAACUACAAUGGAUAGAGAAAAGUGUUAAAGUAUAUCCUAUGAAACCUAAUGUGUGUAACUUGGACGCGCACUACGAACGGAACGAUAAAAAUCUUUGGACAGAAUACGAAAAGGCGUGUUCAAGCGACAGCGCAUGUGCACAAGAAAAGACUACUAAAACAUUGAUGGAGAAGUUAAGAUGGGUAACUUUGGGCUAUCAUUACAACUGGAAUACGAAGGAAUACCACAAAGCCAGUUAUACCCCUUUUCCAAAUGAUCUCAGCAAGUUAACAACGUAUUUCGCGUGCGCAUUGGGAUACGAAAGUUUCAUCCCUGAGGCAGCCAUUUUGAAUUAUUACCAUAUGAAUUCGACUCUUUCCGGACACACAGAUCAUUCUGAAUUGGAUUUAUCAGCACCUUUAUUUUCACUAAGCUUCGGCCAAACGUGCAUCUUUCUCUUGGGAGGGCGAACGUUGGAUGAACAGCCAUGCGCGGUAUACUUACGCAGUGGUGACGUAGUAGUCAUGUCACGUGAAUCAAGGUUGUCCUAUCAUGGCGUGCCAAGGAUAUUAGAAAACGAGAAUCUGUCCACAUUAUUCACUGACGAAAGUCAACGUGAGCCAAGUGCAGUAAAACUAGAUUUAAAAAGUCUGAAGAAAUAUUUAAACCACUCAAGAAUCAACAUAAACGUUAGACAAGUCGAAGGACCAACCAUGCGUUUUUCAUGACACAAAAAACAAAA